This is a messenger RNA of Salvia splendens (bonfire salvia), 554 nucleotides long. RefSeq names its product protein translation factor SUI1 homolog 2-like. Gene Ontology annotation, molecular function: translation initiation factor activity. The transcript is spliced from 5 exons. Gene Ontology annotation, biological process: translational initiation. Lineage: Eukaryota; Viridiplantae; Streptophyta; Magnoliopsida; Lamiales; Lamiaceae. Bases 136 to 477 code for a protein of 113 amino acids. The record is from RefSeq and is a predicted model, not a curated record.
GCCAUUUCCCCUUGUAUAUCUCUCGCCCUCUCUCUCUCUCUCUCGAUAUUUUUUGCUUCCGAUUUUCUAUACCAAAACAUUUCCCUAUCUGAAAGUGUUGGUUGGUCUCUGUGAACUCUCCGACAGCUAAAUUUCAUGUCUGAUUUUGAAGUCCAAAUCCCUGGCUCCUUUGAUCCUUUUGCUGAGGCAAAAGCCGAGAACUCGGGUGCAGGAUCAAAAGAAUAUGUGCAUAUUCGGGUCCAGCAGCGGAAUGGUAGGAAAAGCCUGACAACUGUCCAGGGUUUGAAGAAGGAGUUCAGCUAUAACAAAAUUCUCAAAGAUCUGAAGAAGGAAUUUUGCUGCAAUGGUACAGUGGUACAGGACCCUGAGCUAGGACAGGUUAUACAACUCCAGGGUGAUCAGAGGAAGAAUGUCUCGACGUUCCUUGUUCAGGCAACCAUUGUGAAAAAAGAGCAAAUCAAGAUUCAUGGUUUUUGAGAAGUUGCAGCAGAAGCAGCAGCAGCCACCACUGAGACUGAACUCCCUAUGUUUGCUGCUGCUUAGUCUGCUUAAAC